Molecule: messenger RNA, 5873 nt
Organism: Schistosoma rodhaini
Lineage: Eukaryota; Metazoa; Platyhelminthes; Trematoda; Strigeidida; Schistosomatidae
Source: the annotation of a GenBank genome assembly
GUUGUCAGUAGUCACGUUCUGAAUAAUCGCGCUACAGUUGCAGAUGGAGCUGUUUUCCUGUUGUUGGGGCCCGGUUUCUAUAUACAUAGCAAUAAUCAGUCAUGGAUAAGAUAAUUACAGGUUUGUUGGCCAGUGGCCAUCCUGAAAGCACGAAGUUAAUACUUCUGAAGAAGUUGCGGGAUCAUAUUAGUGAACUUGAUGAAACGGAUUUUCUUAAAGAUGUUAUUUUCACUUGUAUUCAAGAUAUGUACAGUAAAAAUGAUUACUCUCAGUUAUAUAUAAGUGUAGUUUGUGAUCUCUUAAAUUCUAUUGAGUCCCGUUUAUCAGAUGAUUCUACAAUUCAUCUUUCUCAGCUGAUCACAAGUUCCUUCACCCCACUUGUUUUAAAUUCAUUUCCAGAAGCUUUGUCUAUAUUCAUAAAAAAAGUUCUUAAGCGCCACUCAGUAAUAUUUCUCCAGUCGUCCUUGGAAAAUCCAGGAUGUUUGGGUACUCUAUCUUCUGAGCUUCAAUUUAUUUUGGAUCACAAUCUUUUGAACGACAACAAGCAGUUGUACUUUCUUAUUCAGCAUAACCUUGUCAAGUCAUUACAUAAGUCAAAUUGUUAUGAUCUCCGUGAUGAUAUGUACUUGAGCUUUGUAUCUAAUAUUUUUCAAGUUUUAGUAACUUUAUCUUCCCAGUUUCCGUCUGGAAAAUUUCCAUUCUAUUCAUUUGAUAUUGAACUUGUUGAGUCCAUCGCACGAUCAGUAAUCACGUUUGUUACAGAGCCAAAAAUUAUCAGUUAUCAGUUCAACACAUGUAUACUGACUGAACAUGUAACUUCUUUGGUUCAGGAUGUUUUAGUUAGUUCCAGUUAUGAUUGCCAUUACAUUUCUGUAGCUUCCAUGCUGUCCGAACUUCAGAAGUUUUGCUCAGAUGAUUCAUUGUUGGAAACUAUUUGUAAAUUUAUCGAUCAACUUAGUCAACGUCAUAUCACCAACAUUGAGACAUGUUUUACGGUAUUGCGUCGUCUAACUUUGUGGCUCACUUGGUCUGAACUAGCUACAUAUCGGUCUUCUCUAGACCUCUGGCUUAUUGGAUUUCAGUGUGAGAUGUUCAGAAGGUUUCCUCCUACUGGGUCACAGUCUUUAACCAACUGUUGGUCAGAUUUCAUGUGUUGGCAAUUUAAAUUUGUCUUAGAACUCAUGGGUCGUUUGUCGCUUCCACAUGAGUCAACUGUAUAUGCUUUGGCCUUUUUCAUUCUCACUGGCGAUGACAAGCAUGAUCAAUAUGCUGAUGAUAUAGUCUCACAUCUAGCACCUGUUUUGAACAAACUGCUUAAUAUGUAUGUUGACAACCCAUCAAAUGAAGGAUGCAAAGAUAUUCUGCUCAAAAUGUACACAAUUUCACGCUUACUUGGUCCACUAGUUAUUUCUACUGAUAAUGAGUUAUCAAGAACAUGUACACAAAAGAAGAAGCACCUGGUUACUUUGCUAGGCAAAUUUCAUAGUCAGUUCAACGACGAAAACAGUCCUGAGAUUUGGAGUACGCGAACAAAAAUAUAUAAAUUGGAGUUUCUAACAAAGUUUGGGCCUCAAGCUGGAAUUCGUAUUCGAAAAAUAUGGGAGCGUUGGAAUUUAACUUCAACAAUCCGACUAAUUAGUAUACAUCCAACAACUUUGAAAACAAAUCGUUCAGUUGCUGGCUAUAAAGGCAUAUUAAACGUUGGCAAUACAUGUUAUGCAAAUGCAGCUCUGCAAUUACUUUAUCACUGCUCCGAGUUUCGUCGGGCCUUAUUUGGAUUUCACAAAGCUUAUUCAUCGGCUGGCACAGUUAUGGCAUCUUGCACCCCGUUUUCAACCAAAAUUGACUUGGUUUUGCCAAGCCAAAAUUCAAACCCAUCGAAUAAUCUCAGUUUAUCAGUCUCAAAUUUGCAUGAAAAUGCAUGCUCGUCAGAUAAUGUGACGUCGUCAGUUGAACAUCAGGGUGUUUUACAUGCUCAUCUGUUUUCGCUUUUCCAGUCACUUGAUACACAUCAACUUCCAAAUGUCCGUGACAUACGAGCUGUACUUACACUUACUAAACCGGCACAUUUUGUACCUGGUGAACAACAAGAUGCAGCUGAAUAUUUAAACUACUUAUUGGAUCGAUUACAUGAAGAAGAGUUACAUUGUAAAAAACAACAAAGUCUCUCUCUCGAUUCAUAUUGCAAUUCAUCAACUUUUACGGCUGAUCAAUAUAUUCAAUCUACAAUGGACGCGAAUUUCAAACCGAAACCGUCUUGUUCUUACAAUACAAAUAAGCAGUCCUGUUCAGCUGACUCUAUACAGAACCUUGGUGAAAACACUUUAAAUAACGACUCUGGCUCAUCAUCAUCGUCGGUAGUUGCGCGUCUUUUUGGAGGUACUAUGUUAAGGCACACUUCUUGUGUAGAGUGUCAACAUGUCUCCAGUUCUAGACAGGAACAAUUUAUUUGUCUAUACGUUCCACUAACUAAACCACGGGAAUUGCUGUAUCAAGACCAGGCACCUAGUGAAAACCCAAGUUUUGUUACCAAGAUUCCUGAAGUAAGUCUGUGCCUACCGUUUUUACAUUUCACUGUAAUUAUUGUCAGAAAUUUGCUCAGUGAGCUUUAAAACGUAAGAGAACUAAAUGUCGCUCCCAUGGGAUAGCGGUUUAUACUAUCCGCCUUUAUCCAUUGGAUAACAGGUUUCAAGCAACAGUCCAUUUACUUAGGUUUACGGGUGGUGUUAAAGGAGAAUUUCUAGCCUUUUCACAACAGAUAGCAGCUCAGAUCUUAUUGCAGAAUUUCGAUCGUUCUUACUAAGUUACAUCAGCGUUGUGUCCAAGGUUUUAUGUAUGGAAUCUUGUCAACUGUUGUAAAUCAUUGACUGAGUAAUGCGUGAAAUGUCAAAAUCAAAACAAUGGAAUUCGUCUCGAAAACAGUACUAUUAGGGAAAACCAUGUGACCUGUAAAGAUUUAUUACAGACAUGCAGUCGUGAGAUGUCCGGACUUCCGUUAAACUGUUAGAGAAUUCCAAGUAAGAAGUCAUUCUAUGAUUCAUGUCGCAUCACAAUUCUGUGUCGAACUUUUACUAACAACAAAUUGAGGAAGUUUACCUUCAAAGUUGGCAUGAUAUUCCCAUCAAAAAAGCUCCCAAGUGGCAGCAAAUGUGCCAGUUAUUACAAAAGGAGGUAGAAAUAGUAUCUAGAGUAUAAACUAGUUAAAACAUCGAAACAAUAUCAUAAGUUGAGUGUCCUAGAGAAGUAUGUGGAAUAGAAGUUUAAAGUUUGGCUAGCCGAUAUAAACUACUGAAUAUGAUUAGGUAGUAUAGUGUGUCGCAUCAAAAAGACAUAACUUCCAUUAUUCUGUCACCUUUUGUAUAAUAGCACCCAGAAAAUGUCGUGGUACAAAAUACUACUACUAUAAUUGUCCCGACGAACCCAUCAGGUUGAAAUUUUUCAUAUGAAGAAGUAAACAGUAGUCAAAAGAGCUGUUGAGUUUACUGCAACUUUUUUCAUCAAACGAAACAGUUUUCGUUUUUAAACUAUGGACUUUGAAAGCUUGAAGCAUUAUAUUAAUAUUUUUUAUAAUUUUAUGUUGGUAUCAUUUCAGUCGCUAGCCGGGGCUAUUUAAUUGUGAUAUUUUCAUUGUCCUUUUGGGUAACAUCAACAAAAACUUCAGAUAGAAAAGAAAGUCAGUCAUAUUAAAUGUGCAGACAAUAAAAUACGUCAAUCAUGUGUUGAUGAAUUCGAAUACCUCACUCCUGUCUGAGUUCUAUACUGAUUACGUUGUUAAGAAUAACAAUGUAAGCUUCAGGACCAAACUAACCAGCAUAGCUAUAAAUCCCCACCAUGACGUCAAGUGUUACGGCUGUGAACUGAUGUCUCAUAAGCCUGGUAGUAGAUGAAGCACUCAGCCAUUAACCCGUGUUUAAAGUUUACUUAUCGCUUGACCUUAUUUGGCGUGAACGUCCGAGUAGUACCAUCAUACGAAUGAAGUAAAGUUCGAAAUGAAGCACACAAAUUUGUAUAUUAUAAAUGAGUUCUUCAAAAAGAUCUGAUAGACUCCAAGCAAAAACCUGAAUCAAUUAACCUUUUUAUAGACAUCUGUUUGAUAGAUCUUUUUAUUAACUGUAAAGACUAACUACGUUGCAAAAUUGGGCUUUAAUUUAUUGACGAAUCAAUCAAAUUCACGGUAAGAACUCUUGGAUUUUUACUCCGAAUCCGUUCAUCCAUAUAACUAGUUAUUCUCAGUUCGUGAUGAAAACGCACACUCCAAUUUCUAAGCCUAACUUGUAACUGAAACACCUGAAACUAAUCCCUCACACUAAUUCAUAAUCCUUGUUUGAAUGUAGUAAGUGUUUGGCCUUUCUUACGGUCACUUUACUGUUGCCCAUAAAUUAUAGUCUCACUUCUGGCUGCGCGAAAAAAGUACAACUCCUUUGACUGAUAUUUUUGAUGAUAUCAUUUUAAAUGUGUUGUGAAAGGUAAUUUUGAGGCUUCACUGAACGAUGCAGUUUUCACUGUGAUCAUCUAUAGGAUGUUCCUACAAUUUUCUCAUCCUCUUUGUUCAUCUUCCAUAUUUCCAUCUUGCCUACUACCAUUGAUCAUAUCACUACUUCUACUUCCCUGUAAUUUGGCCUGGUGAUUUCAUCUCGCUAUGAUAACAUGAUGUAACAAAUUGGACCCAUACAUAUAUGGGCUAAAUUCUAUUUUGCGAAUAACUAAUGUUCAUAAGACAACUGUUAUCGAACGAUAGCAUAAUUGGACAAACUUAACGUACUUAUUAACAAGAUGGUACAUAAAAGGGUAAGUAUUGUCCACUGUCACUUAAAAACGCAAGUGAUUGAGAAUUUAGAGUUUUGUAGAUCAUUAACACUCCAAUUUUAUCCAGACCUGACUAUGAAAUUUAAUUCGUUCCUAUCAUAUUGAAUUAUCUUUACUUCAACUUACAUCCUAUAUUCUUACCGAAUAAGACAGUAACCUUUUAUUUGUUUUCUGGUUCGAUCACUUUUUGUUGUUGACAGUGAUAGUAUUAUGAAACACUACUGCUAAAUGGUAUUUGUCUUGGUCUUUUUUUUACGAAACUAAAUUAUUCAAUUGUUUUAUUUAGUCUAACAUCAAGGACGCAUACUUUACGUGCUUUUUUAUUGAUCAUUACAGUCCAAUGAUUCGGAACUAGUGGAAGACGAAAUUACCGAGCCUGGAACGGAUUUGUCUACUCUAAUACAAACACAUUUUACUCGAAUUGAACAUGUUGCUUCAUCAACAAAAUGUGAAUCAUGUGGUAAACACACGGUUCAAGCUAGAUCCUUAAAAUUACAACAGCUUUCAUCACACGUGUUGAUUUGUCUAAAUGUUUUUAAAUAUUCUCGACUUAAUCAAACAUGUUCAAAAAUUAUGCAUCGUGUCCAUAUACCAGAACGCUUAUCAGUUACGGUAUCAUCUUCAAACACAGAAACCUAUACAUACAAUGAUAUUUCUGCAACAAAUGAUUCUGCUAAAUCUAAAUUCACUUCCAGAACUUAUAGUCUACAAGCAAUGAUUUUGCAUAGUGGCUUAUCGGUUAGUUGUGGUCACUACACUUGUGUAGCUAAAGUUGGUAUGCAGUGGAUAUUGUUUGAUGAUGAUAAUGCUGACUAUACAACAUUAGAAGAUAUUUACUCUGAAUCUUUAAACACGCCUUAUCUCUUACUGUACAGUCAAACUUAGACAUAUAGUUCACAUAUCUAUUCCUGUCAUUCAUUUUUAUCUUCAGUUCAGAAUGAAUAUGUACUUCAUUACGUUUUUAAAGAUUUCUCUAGCAAUUUUUUGUUACUGAACGCUUUAAUUCCACAUGUAACUGUAGAUUUUGUUUUUUAAAAUUCAUCUAGUUAUUCAGAAAAUCAAAUGAU